Messenger RNA from Babesia bigemina, 240 nucleotides. RefSeq lists its product as hypothetical. Lineage: Eukaryota; Apicomplexa; Aconoidasida; Piroplasmida; Babesiidae. Bases 1 to 240 code for a protein of 79 amino acids. The record is from RefSeq and is a predicted model, not a curated record. The transcript has a single exon.
AUGGCGGAUCUCCUCGGCGCUCCUCCUGAAGUUCUGGAGGGAAAACGCGUACACAGUCACCACACGCACGCCGAGCAGGUGGCACACCUCAAUCACCUGUAUAUAAUGAUGCGGAAAGUUGCAUUUGCUCACCUCAAAAAGCUUAGUCAGCCCGUCAUGGUGACCCUGCUCUAUAUUCAUCCCGAGCUGGCGGGCGUAGCGGCGGUUACCGUCCAUGAUGAAAGCAGCAUGGUCGACUGA